GUUCUCGCAAAAAUAACACCAUCAGGUGCUAUUCUCGACCACUCUCUAUGCGAUCCGGCUCUCUUGGAAAUCUCAUCUCCGGUCAAUAUCUUGGUUCUUUCUUUUCGUGUGUUCUGAUUAUUGAUAAAUAAUCUGUGGGGAGCGCGCUCGAUGAGACCCACCUGGCUGGGCUUCUAGAUGAGCUGCUGUCCGCCGCCCGACCGAUGGACAGCUCUUCGACCAACGGCGGCCUGUCCUCCUCCGCCCUCUUCGCCGACAACCUCAAGGGCCUCCUCCUCGCCGUCGCCUCCAGCGCCUUCAUCGGCGCCAGCUUCAUCUUCAAGAAGAAGGGCCUCAAGCGCUCUGGUGCAUCCGGCGCCCGCGCCGGCGUAGGUGGGUACGGGUAUCUCCUGGAGCCGCUCUGGUGGAUUGGAAUGAUCACCAUGAUUGUCGGAGAAAUCUCCAAUUUUGUAGCUUAUAUUUUUGCCCCCGCGGUUCUGGUGACGCCGUUGGGAGCUUUGAGCAUCAUAGUCAGCGCUGUUUUGGCUCAUUUCUUUCUAAAAGAGAAGCUUCAGAGGAUGGGUGUGUUAGGUUGUGUGCUUUGUAUCGUGGGAUCCACAGUAAUCGUGCUGCACGCCCCUGAGGAGAAGACCCCAAGCUCGGUGGAGCAGAUUUGGAAUUUGGCAACCCAGCCAGCCUUUCUUUUGUAUGCAGCAUCAGCAGCGGCGGUAUCACUUGUUCUGAUGUUGCAUUGCUCUCCGCGGUAUGGGCAGACAAACAUAAUGGUGUACUUGGGCAUAUGUUCCGCAAUUGGAUCUUUGACGGUGAUGAGUAUUAAAGCCAUAGGAAUUGCCAUUAAGCUUACUGUUGAAGGCAUCAACCAGGCUGGUUAUUUUCAGACGUGGGUGUUUGCUAUGGUUGCAAUCACCUGCAUCAUUAUUCAGUUAAUUUAUCUGAACAAGGCGUUGGAUACUUUCAACACUGCAGUUGUUUCACCCAUCUACUAUGCCAUGUUCACAACUCUCACAAUAUUUGCAAGUGCCAUUAUGUUCAAGGAUUGGUCUGGACAGAGUGCAAGUAAUAUCGCAUCAGAGAUUUGCGGGAUAAUUACAGUACUUUCUGGAACAACGGUACUGCAUUCUACAAGAGAGCCAGAUCCACCUUCCUCUACAGAUUUGUAUACACCACUUCCACCUAAAAUAUUCUGGCACAUCCAAGGCAAUGGAGAACUAGGAAAGCACAAGGAUGAUGAUUUGUUAUCUGCCGAGUUCAUCACUGUGGUGCGACAAGACUACUUCACCUAGAAAGCUAGGAUGGCAGGUUGCUAUAUGCUGAACUCGUUGCUGCUGUGUCAGAGAGGUUUUCCCUUUGAGGCCCUUGCUUACCGGUCUCGUUAAUACCUGCCUCAGCCUUCAUUGGCUCAAAGUGGUAUAGAAAGUUUUGUAGGUUAUAAAAGGGCUUAGUGAUUGAAGAAGUUAAUUGGAUUGUUCUUUUUUUUUUAGCCAUCUUUGCUUGCAUCACUGUCCCAUGUAGUUUCAUGUGCCUUUGUUUCUGUCAGUCUCUUGUCAUCAGUUAGUCCUGGCCAUGUAUUACUAGGGCCAUAUUCCCUUUGUUAAGUCUGUCAUCUGGUUGGUAGAGCCUGGGUUGUAUUAGUUGGUCUAACCCUGGUAUAAACAAGCGCGGAGAAUGAUCUUGAUUGUAAUUUUGUUUGUGUAAUUUGAUGUACAAGUUAAUAUACAGUCAACAAUUUUUCGGCCUUUCUUUUGGUA
Molecule: messenger RNA, 1748 nt
Organism: Phoenix dactylifera (date palm)
Lineage: Eukaryota; Viridiplantae; Streptophyta; Magnoliopsida; Arecales; Arecaceae
Product: putative magnesium transporter NIPA6
Biological process (GO): magnesium ion transport
Cellular component (GO): membrane
Molecular function (GO): magnesium ion transmembrane transporter activity
Source: RefSeq, a predicted model, not a curated record